Ceratotherium simum simum (southern white rhinoceros) is the source of this 1988-nucleotide messenger RNA. It is a transcript of the gene ZNF653, whose product is annotated as zinc finger protein 653. Gene Ontology annotation, molecular function: transcription coregulator activity. Gene Ontology annotation, cellular component: nucleus. Gene Ontology annotation, biological process: regulation of transcription by RNA polymerase II. The record is from RefSeq and is a predicted model, not a curated record. Lineage: Eukaryota; Metazoa; Chordata; Mammalia; Perissodactyla; Rhinocerotidae.
GUCGGGCUCCUAACAACGGGGGAGGCUGGUAACCAGGGAGGGGGGGAUGGCGGAGCGGGCGCCCGAGCCCGAGGCGGAGGCGGAGGCUGAGGCGGGCGCAGGCGGGGAGGCGGCGGCCGAGGAGGGCGCGGCGGGCCGCAAGGCGCGGGGCCGGCCGCGGCUCACGGAGUCGGACCGGGCCCGGCGGCGGCUCGAGUCCCGGAAGAAGUACGACGUGCGGCGCGUGUACCUGGGCGAGGCGCACGGGCCCUGGGUGGACCUGCGGCGCCGCAGCGGCUGGAGCGACGCCAAGCUCGCCGCCUACCUCAUCUCGCUGGAGCGCGGCCAGCGGAGCGGCCGCCACGGGAAGCCUUGGGAGCAAGUCCCCAAAAAGCCAAAGCGGAAGAAACGGCGGCGGCGGAACGUGAACUGCCUGAAGAACGUGGUCAUCUGGUACGAGGACCACAGGCACCGCUGCCCCUACGAGCCGCACCUGGCCGAGCUGGACCCCACCUUCGGCCUCUACACCACGGCCGUGUGGCAGUGCGAGGCCGGCCACCGGUACUUCCAGGACCUCCACUCGCCGCUGAAGCCGCUCAGCGACUCGGACCCCGACAGCGACAGAGUGGGCAAUGGCCUGGUGGCCGGCAGCUCCGACUCGUCCGGCUCCGGCUCCGACUCUGAGGAGCCCCCCGAGGGUCAGCCGGCCAAGGUGACAGCGGCCGCGGCGGCGGUCACCCCGGCCAGCCCAGCGGGCAGCAGCGGGCUCAUCACGCAGGAGGGCGUGCACAUCCCCUUCGACGUGCACCACGUGGAGAGCCUGGCUGAGCAGGGCGCCCCGCUGUGCCCCAACCCGGCGGGCGGCGGGCCCGAGGGCCUGGAGACGGUGGUGUGUGUGCCCGUGCCUGUGCAGGUGGGCCCCGGCCCUGGCACCCUCUUCGAGAACAUGCCCCAGGAGACACUGGGCGAGGUGGUGGCAAGCUGUCCCAUGCCCGGCAUGGUGCCCGGCUCGCAGGUGAUCAUCAUCGCGGGCCCCGGCUACGACGCCCUCACGGCCGAGGGCAUCCACCUCAACGUGGCAGCGGGCAGCGGGGCCCCCGCUGGGGGCCUGGGCGAUGAGGUGCCCUGCGCCAUGAUGGAGGGUGUGGCGGCCUACACGCAGAUGGAGCCCGAGGGCAGCCAGCCUGGCACCGUGGACCCCGCCGCCAUGGCAGGCGUCGAGACCAAGAAAGAGAAGGAGGGCCUGUACACGCUCAAGAAGGAGAAGGAGGAGCCGGUGGCCCCGGAGCUGGCUGAGCUGGCGGCCACAGCGCCUGAGAGCGCAGAGCCCGAGGCCGCGGCAGACGGGGAGGAGCUGGACGGCAGCGACAUGUCGGCCAUCAUCUACGAGAUCCCCAAGGAGCCUGAGAAGAGGCGGCGGAGCAAGCGGGCGCGGGUGACGGACGCCGACGGCCUGCUCGAGAUGUUCCACUGCCCCUACGAGGGCUGCAGCCAGGUCUACGUGGCCCUUAGCAGCUUCCAGAACCACGUCAACCUCGUGCAUCGGAAAGGGAAGACCAAAGUGUGUCCCCACCCCGGCUGCGGCAAGAAGUUCUAUUUGUCCAACCACCUGCGGCGACACAUGAUCAUCCACUCAGGUGUCCGGGAAUUCACCUGCGAAACCUGCGGCAAGUCCUUCAAGAGGAAGAACCACCUGGAGGUCCACCGGCGCACGCACACCGGCGAGACGCCCCUGCAGUGCGAGAUCUGCGGCUACCAGUGCCGGCAGCGCGCGUCGCUCAACUGGCACAUGAAGAAGCACACGGCCGAGGUGCAGUACAACUUCACGUGCGAGCGCUGCGGCAAGCGCUUCGAGAAGCUGGACAGCGUCAAGUUCCACACGCUCAAGAGCCACCCGGACCACAAGCCCGCCUGACCGCCCGCCCGCCGCCCGCCCCUAUUUAUUCGUCCGCUCGGACGCCACGCCCGGGCCCGCCCGGACAGCCGCCGGGGCCGCCCGCGCCGCAGGC